Molecule: messenger RNA, 1395 nt
Organism: Ostrinia furnacalis (Asian corn borer)
Lineage: Eukaryota; Metazoa; Arthropoda; Insecta; Lepidoptera; Crambidae
Product: tyramine/octopamine receptor-like
Exons: 1
Coding region: 1-1395 (464 amino acids)
Biological process (GO): G protein-coupled receptor signaling pathway
Cellular component (GO): plasma membrane
Molecular function (GO): octopamine receptor activity
Source: RefSeq, a predicted model, not a curated record
AUGGCGAUGAAGAGCGAAUUAAUCGCUUUGAAGGACGAAGUUAGUAACUUCACUGUAGAAUACGAAGACAUUGAAAGAACUAUUGAAGCGAAUUCGUCACUCGAAGAACAAAUAUGUGAUAUCGCUGGUGAUAUUGUUUACUUCAACACAAGUUUUGGACUUGAAAUAGCUGUGCCCGAAUGGGAAGCUUUCACCACAGUUAUUUUUCUGUCAACAGUGAUUCUGUGUACCAUUUUCGGGAAUAUUCUCGUAAUCCUCGGAGUGUUCACAUACAAACCGUUAAGAAUAAUGCAAAACUUCUUCAUAGUGUCUUUGGCUGCGGCCGAUUUGGCGGUGGCUGUGCUGGUAAUGCCGCUUAAUGUUGCCUAUUCAACUUUAGGGCGGUGGCUUUGGGGAAAGCAUUUGUGCAAGAUGUGGCUAACUUGCGACAUUAUGUCUUGUACUUCCUCCAUACUGAACCUUUGUGCUAUAGCUCUAGAUAGAUAUUGGGCUAUCACAGACCCAAUUAACUACGCUAGCAAAAGAACAUUGGCUAGAGUGCUGUAUCAAAUUGCUGGAGUUUGGUUGCUAUCGUUGAUCAUAAGUUCUCCCCCACUUUUAGGAUGGAAUGAUUGGCCUGACGAAUUCACUUCUGAUACCCCAUGCCAGUUAACUUCCGAACAAGGUUACGUCGUGUAUUCAUCAUUGGGGUCGUUUUUCAUCCCUCUUAUUAUAAUGGCGAUAGUCUACAUAAAAAUAUACACUGCUGCCAAAGCACGGUUAAGAAAACGUAAUAAUUGGGCAGCUAGAAUUCAAAAACGGCCAGUGAUUGAUAACCAAGAUGAAAGCUUAGACAAUAAGGAAGAGUCUGAAAACGAUUCUGAUAGUGGGGAGAGUAUAAAGCGCCACAAGAAAGCGUUCUUGGAUAUGAAGAAAAACUUCUUUGUGCCUCUUUUGCUACUAAACGACCCUUUGUCCCGUCAAAGGAUUGAAAGUGAUAUGGCUCUACAACCCGGAGUUACGCCCAGUAAUUAUACCACAAAAGUCGUGGGGUCAAUUAAGAAGUUAAGUCAGAAACGGAAGAAGCAGGGUAAGGGUUUGUUAGCAAGUGUAAAUAACAGCGGUGAUGUAGUGCAUCAGUUCGUCGAGCAAAAACAAAAGAUUUCAUUGUCUAAAGAAAGGAGAGCAGCGCGAACGCUCGGGAUUAUUAUGGGCGUAUUUGUAGUUUGUUGGUUACCAUUUUUCUUAAUGUAUUUAAUGCUACCCUUUUGUCCGGUUUGUUGUCCUAGCAAUAGGCUAGUGAACUUUAUAACAUGGCUAGGUUAUUUAAAUUCUACAGUAAAUCCGUUGAUAUACACUAUUUUUAACAUUGAAUUUAGAAAAGCUUUUAAAAAAUUACUAUGUUUGAAUGUAUGA